AUGUGCUAUCAGACCAAAGUCAGCUACAUCUGCCGCCACUCGCUCCGAGCGCCCCUGGUGCUCUGCUACAGGUGUUAUCCGCACACCAUCUCCAAGACCCUUGUCAACCACCCAACACUCUGCCCAUCCUGCUCGAACCUCAGCAGCGGGAUCCUCUCGAACGCAUAUGUCUCGCAACUCUUCUACCACCCGCAGGUCAUCUACACCCCACAGACCCUGCCCCACUUCUCCUAUGUCCCAGCCGUCAGCUACUACCCCGCCCAACAUCCACAGCAGACGCGGUACGCCGCAGCUCCACAGCCGACUCCCGGCCCAGGCUCAAACGGAGCGCCACUCCCCGUGUCCGCGGCCGCGACGAGUGAGGAUAGGAUGGAGCUCGUAGGGGCCGGCGUCUCAGGAACCGCCUUCCCCGCCUCCCCCGCCUCCUCCGCCUCCUCCGCCGCCGCCGGGAGCGGACAGGGGGUGGAAUCCAGUGCACGGGAUGGACACUGGUGCGUUACCGCCGGGCUGGGCGCCGGGGGGUCCGACAUCGAGAUCGAUAACUCAAAUACCGGCCCUGCGCCGGCUCGGAACGAUGGGGAUGGAGGUGGGAGGUCAAGCUCUGCGAGCGGUGCUGUUUCGGGAUCAAAUAAUGGAUGGGGCAGUGCAUCGGCUACUGGAUCAGUUACUGCGUCUUUGGAGCCGACGGGAACUGGUAGCGUGGCUGCGACUGUAGGAAAUAAUAAUGUCGCUGCUGAAAACGCCGGCGCGGGAUCCUUGGUAUCGAUGGCGAGUUCAACGCUUAACGCGCUGACGGAGGCGAACACAACUGCUAACACGGGGAGGGCCGCGAGGCGGAGUAGUGUUUGA
Messenger RNA from Drepanopeziza brunnea f. sp. 'multigermtubi' MB_m1, 849 nucleotides. The record is from RefSeq and is a predicted model, not a curated record. NCBI's taxonomy places the organism in Eukaryota, Fungi, Ascomycota, Leotiomycetes, Helotiales, Drepanopezizaceae.